AUGUCCAGGCUCAAGGCGCAGGGCAAAACGGCGUUCAUCCCGUACAUCACCGCCGGCGACCCCGACCUAGCCACGACGGCGGAGGCGCUGCGGCUCCUUGACGCCUGCGGCGCCGACGUCAUCGAGGUCGGCAUGCCCUUCUCCGACCCCGACGCCGACGGGCCCGUCAUCCAGGCCUCGGCGGCGCGGGCGCUGGCGAGCGGCACGACGACGGAUGGCGUGCUGGCGAUGCUCAAGGAGGUGACGCCGGAGCUGUCGUGCCCGGUGGUGCUCUUCUCCUACUUCAACCCCAUCGUCCGGCGGGGGCUGGCCGACUUCGCCGCCGCCGCCAAAGAUGCCGGUGUAGACGGUCUGAUAGUCCCCGACCUCCCUUAUGCUGCCACGUGUGCCCUCAGGAGUGAAGCCAUGAAAACGAACAAGAGCUGGUAG
Messenger RNA from Panicum virgatum (switchgrass), 429 nucleotides. RefSeq names its product indole-3-glycerol phosphate lyase, chloroplastic-like. Gene Ontology annotation, biological process: L-tryptophan biosynthetic process. The coding region runs from base 1 to 429 and encodes 142 amino acids. Gene Ontology annotation, cellular component: chloroplast; cytosol. The transcript has 3 exons. The record is from RefSeq and is a predicted model, not a curated record. Lineage: Eukaryota; Viridiplantae; Streptophyta; Magnoliopsida; Poales; Poaceae. Gene Ontology annotation, molecular function: tryptophan synthase activity.